AUGGCACUUUCACAACGUCCAAAACGAGCAACGGCUGGAACCACCUCCAAAUAUGCUGAUUAUGCUUUAGUCUCGUUCCCUUCUUUAAGAAAACACUCGAUUAUCAAGAAUACAUUAAUUAAUACUGAUCAAUUGAGUCCGCCGGGUCGUGUUGCCGGUAAUAUCAAAGCCUACGGUAGUCGAAAACAAUUAUUGGUCAUCAAUACGGGUUCAAAAGAAGAAAUGGAAGAAUUACCCUCGAGAUUUGCCAAAGAGGCUGACAGUGAAGAAUUUGUUAUCCCCGAAAAUCAGUGUGAACAUCCAAUAGCUCAACAUGAAGAAAAUGCUAGCGGAAAUGAUGAUAAUUCUGUAUAUUCACGAAAAAAAGAAACAAAAUUUACAGGUAAACAAACGGGCAAAAUAUCAUCAACGGCUGAUGAUUCUAUACCUCCACUGAGCGAUAUAGUACCUUCAUCGACAUCUCCAAUAGGAAGGAAUGGUAUGUUUACUAUUAAGCUUUUUUUGUAACCGAAAACAUUUACGUCAUCAUUUUUCUACAGCUGAUACAGUUAUAUUCUCUCCGAAACAAGCAUUACAACACCAAAAAAUGAUAUUAAUGCCUAAUGCAUUGCUAAAAAUUCAGAAUUACCAAUCCACAAUAAC
Didymodactylos carnosus is the source of this 642-nucleotide messenger RNA. NCBI's taxonomy places the organism in Eukaryota, Metazoa, Rotifera, Eurotatoria, Philodinida, Philodinidae. The record is from the annotation of a GenBank genome assembly.